AAUAUGUGGCAUGCAAGACGCAGCCUUUAUUACACAAACACGUCCGUCCGUGCUCACAUCGUCGUCGUGGUCUUAUCUUGGUCAAAUAGCAAGUACCAUGUGCCAUACAUGCACCACCAUCCCUUCUUCUCCUCAAGUUCCGCGGAAGACGAGUUCCGCCCGGUUUGCAAAAUAAAAUUGGCUAAGAGAAAAGUUAAGCUAGUGUGAUUUUGACAGGUUGUGGAGGACUUUAUCCAGUCAAGUGGGUGACACCGGAAGUGGUCCAGUUUUUUCUUGGUGAGAUCGAGUGACUAGCUGGAACCUCUCCUAAACACUUCUUCUGGUGCGGAUGCCCUUAAUUUUGACGGGUUGGGUGGUGUUGGAUUGGAUUCUUCUCCGAAUAAUACGUAAGAUCGGAGGACAUCAUGAUGGCCAUGGACUCGCAAGCGUUGGUGAAACUGGGGGUUCCCGAAACUUUGGGCAACUUUCGUCUCGACGAUCACAACGUGGUCGAGUGGUCAGACUCUGACCUGCCCGGAGUGCGGCAUAAGGGUCGCAAGGAGACUGGCAAGUGGAUCAACCCCAUCAACAAUGCGGACAUUCAGUACCAAAAGCAAGAAGACUGCAAGAAAUCGGACCGCGGUGAGGAACAAGUGCGGACGGAAGUGAUUCAAGGACAAGCUCCAGACUCGCAGUUUCAAAUUGUCCGUUCUCAUUCGCAUUUUCACACGGAGAAUGACAAUCUCAACUCUUCUUUGGUCCAAAGUUCCUCCACGUCGUAUCAAAUGAGCUCGUCCAGAGGGGUUCGGAGUACCAGCAAGAACACUAGCAACCGUACCACAACAAAGACUGUGACUGUGAGUGGGGGCCGAUCCGAUGACUUUGAGCACCUUGGAUUAACGUUUCAACCUUUGGACACGUCAACUCAACGGGAACGAAUAAAUGUCAGCCGUAGCGGGACGAUGGGGGUGAGGCGUCCCCCGACCCGAAGGCACACCCCAGUCACACCCGCCCCCAUCGUGUCAACUAGUCCGGACGAUAGCGAGGUGGAAAUCAAAGACGAAAUUAUUGUCGAUUCAGACGACAACUUGAGAAAUACUCCGCCUCCACCGCAGACUCGAUCAAGCGUCAUGAUGAACCAUGCCAGUGGCUUAUCCAUCGUCGAGUUUAAAGAUAUCACUCCCAAGUUUCGCGGAGUCAUGGUCGGAUUUCCGGUAGAAAUUCAGCUCGAGUUGCAAAGUCGGUUGAGAGGAAGUGCGUCGUCGCAUAUGGAGCGAAGAAAUGGGAUGGACUCGGACGAUGAUGACGACGUUCUCCAGGUACCGGUACGAAGAGAAGGUGACGAUAAGUCGGGGCCUUAUCAAAAUGAUACCGCGAAGAAGAGAGAAUCUUCUCCUGCGAGGCAGUUUGGCUUAUCAUCAUCCUCCUCCGAGAAGAAAGGAUCCACCUUCGGUUUCCCCCAGAGAAAGAAAUCGUAUGAGUUGGAAUCUUUCGACUCGCAUGCGGAUUCCUCGAGAUUGCUUUCGAGCAAUAAUAAUAAUAACAGCAAUAAAUUUGCUUCAAACUACUUGAACCUGUUUCCCCCCAGUGAUGAUGACGAUAACCAUCAUCAUCACCAUCACCACCACCAUCAUCACGGCGGAGAGAACGUCCCGGAAGAGAUACCGCCAAUGGACCAACACCUACGGCGUCACAAUUCCCCCUCUCCAAUCAUCCAGUCCCCUUCGCCACCACCUUGGACCAACUUUUACGAUAAGAUGAAACCAGGAAACGAACGCGGCGGAAAGAUGUUCGAAAACAAUAAUCCCUUCAUGUCCUAUGACGAGAACACGUUUGAGAAAAGUACCCCGAUUCCGAUUCAGAUUGAGGGAAGAGCGAAAGGACACAGUGUGAUGAACACGUUCGAAAGUGACAAAUAUUUUGGUCAGGAUAACUACAUGGUUACUCCGUCAAAGUUGAAUUUCUCGGCGAAAUCUGGUCUCGGUCAGGGAGGAGAGGCUUAUGACACAAGACGGGAAGAAGAACGACCACCUUCCCCCCAGCAGGAACCGCUGUCACCAUCCCCCCCACUUUUGUCCCCCUCGUUGGAACGAUCUCGCCGUCUGUUGCAAAUGCUGCAUGAAACUCCGACCGUCAUGUCGAAAAUGUCGGGAGGGAAGUACUCCCAUUCUGAAGAAGACAAAUGGGGUCAAAAUAAUAAUAAUAACAAUGAAGAAAAUAGCAACAAUGAGGAAGAAGAAUGGCAAACACAACGUCAACUGAGCUUUUUGAAUGAUUCACUCUCCCGAAUUUUGGAAGCUGGGCGGACAACUGCGCCCAGGAAGAGUGACCAAGGUCAGCAGGAAAAAUAUUCCAAUAUGGUGGAAAAUGUGUACACUUUUUCCAAUCAGAAAUACUCCUCGAGAGAAUGUGACGAAGAGGAUGACGAUGACAAUGACGAGGUGGAUAUCAACGGAAAUUUACGACCAGCUCAAGUGUCACAAACUUGGAUUUCUUCCGCCGAUAUGAACAAACCUUCGCAAAAGGUUCGCGACAAGGAUGUCACGACGAGCAUUUCCGCGACGCAUGAUCACUUUCGACGUGGGGCUAAAAAGGUGGAAUUUUGUAAGACGGAAGUUCACUUUACGGCGGAUUCGGGGAAGUUUCACAUUGUAGAAACUGAUGAGAAUAAGCCUUCCACGUCGCACUUGUUCCGCAGAAAGAAGAAGGACCGGACGAAAAGUGGAGAGAGUGAGAUUGCUACCACGCCCACGAAUCAAACUUCGACUGAAAGCACCCCAUCGUCGACGUCGUUAUUAUCCCAGAAAAGUGGGGAAAGUGUAUGGAGCGACGAGAAAAACCAGAAACACUGGCUUUUUGGGAAGGAUUACAGUGACAAACGGACCUCUUCACACCUUUUGCAAGCUCCGGAAGUACCAGAACCACAAGCAGAACAACCUUUACCAUCAUCCUCCUCCCACACCAAAAAUGACUCCCAGUCGAACAAACCUUCACUAUUUUACGACGACUACAAACCCUCUGAACCACCCACAGCCACUCUGGAUGAAAGUUACAUCUUAGAAAUUCAACCCAGAGUCGCCAAGUCACGAUUAAUGCCAACCGCCUCCGACACAGACUCACCAAGUCACAACAUAUUCUCGAACUAUGAAGAAUUGAAAAUCCAAAGGUAUCUCAGCCGCUUAAAGUCGCCCCCAUCUCAGCACCAGUCAGAGGCUGGCAAACAAACCUUCAAUUUCGACCUGGACGACCAAAACCAACCCAACACGUACCGAUUUAACAACGUGCUCUACGAAAACGGCUCAUUCGUCCCACUCGCGACACGGAGAAGUUUGAUAGAAAUGAACAACACGAAUAAAAAGGGGGGACGCGACAUGUCUGAAUCGGAUAAUCGGAGUAGCGUCUCCAUCACCCCGGAAAAUCCGGUCGCCACCCAACCGAUUGCAAGAAUGGAGGCAAGAGUUGCGACUGGGAGGCCAAAUCCGCAAAUAACUUCGGUUGAGCUGAGGUACGACUUUGACAAUGAACGAGGCAGCGGGGUGAGACGAAAUCACAUGGCUGAAAGUCCACCUUCUUCGCCUCCACCCCCUUUUCACUCGUACCGUAGCGCUCUUCCACCCCUGCACGAAAGGGAGGACAAGAAAAAGCAGCAUUUUUCUGACCACAGUCGACACCUCAAGAAAAAAGAAGAACAGACGCCGAGCCAUCAUCCGUCAUCCGAAACAUCCUACUCGUCCAGAUCGGAACGAAUCUCUGACCUUAUCAAGCGUUCCUACUACAAGAAUCCAGACUUGGAGUGGAGCCCGAACGACAGCAAUAACAAUAAUAUCAACAAGAGACUUAAUACUACUUUGGCCAAUAACAAUUUGGCAAUGUCCGCCGCCACCAUUUCGUCCACAUCGAACAACAAAUCUGCAUCAAAAUCCAUCGUCACGAUUGGCGACUACGAUGGGAACACCACUUCCGUCACGCCUGCCCUAGUAAACGCAGACCCUAGUCCGGAACCCAUCCUGAGCAUGGACCACACCUGGAAGGGUCCAGCCUACUCCAAUGUUGAGGACGCAUCAUCCGACAGAAAAACCAGUAAUGCGAGGUCACUCACCCUGCUAAAACUCGGGCAUCACUCGAGUGAACAACCCGAAUGGAUUUCGAAAGCUCGCAACCGUGAACAUCGGAUCUUGGAUUGGGACUCAGUCGGAAAACAGCCGACGUACAGCUCCACGCCUAGUCAACCGCCAGAGCAGCCUCCCUGGGUGGAUGACUUUAUCAGACCCAGGGCUAAAACUGUCCUCGCUGACAGGAUAGUGCCCAAAGUGUCCGCCGUCGUCUACCCGUGGCAACGUCACCCUGUCGUCACGUCAUCAUUAUCCAGGAACGAGUCCAGGUCGGAUGACGGGAGAAUGAAUGAGGAAGAGGACGAGGAUGGGAUGAAGAGUCACAUCGUCUCCAUCGUACCAACGCCCUCCUUUAUCACGUCAAAGUAUAAUAGAAAACUUGAACCGAUUGGUGGUGGUGGUCGAAGUGGUCCAACGUCCCUGCCUGACCUCCCAGUUUUACAGUUGUCCAACAAGGAAGAAGUUGUGGACCGAGAUUCCGACUCCAUUCUGGUCCAUUCUUCGACCCAGGUCAUGAAAAAUAGGACAAGUGGAGGAGGCAGAAGCAAAGGGGGACGUGGGACGAAGGAACCAGAACGUUCAUUACCACCACCACCUCCUCCUCCAAGUGCGACACUGAGCAGUAGUAGAUCUUCAAAUCCCAACAAGUUGGUCACCAGUGAGACGGAGUCCGAACAAAGGCCGACUACUCGAAAUUCAGUCAAAUCCGGAAUUCAUAGCACCACCAUCAGCAAGAUGGCGAAAGUUGUCUCGAGUAAUAAAGCCGCACUGAAUGACCCCGUGACCUCAGGAGGAGGAGGACGAAAGAGUGGGGCCGGAGGAGGACGUGGUCGAACGGAAGUAAAAUCUUCCGUGACGUCGGGAGACUCCACAACGACGAGGAAUAAUAAAGCGACAAGCGAUAAGCAGUCUAUCACCACCACGACCACGAGUUCCACUCCCAUUCAUCGCCAUCCUUUGGUAAAAGUGUCGAAAUUGCCGGUUAGGAAGAAUCUCGCACCGAAAUCAUCCUCCGGGGAAGGCAAAGGGAUGAAGGGGUCGUCAAAAGGUGGUAGCAAAGAAAAUCCUGAUGAAUCCUCCACCCCAAAGAAAAAAAGUGGGCAUUAUCGAGUCGGAUUAUUGUCGCCGACAAACAAUCCACCGGAAGUUGUGGGAAAAACGAGUCCUCCAACGACGACGACUACGACUAAUCAACAGCAACCUUGGAGGAGAAAGUAGACCAAGAAAAAAACGUGUCACCAUUUAAAAAACAUAAAAUAGUCAACCAAACCAACUUAUUGUAAUAAUAUUUAAAUAAGUUUCACGUGUACUUAAUAACCAUUGAACUGACUGCUGCUAUCGAGCCUACGCACUUUUUCUCACUUAUGAAGUCUUAUCACGAUUUUAAAUUACCUGCCUUUAUUAUACUUCACUCCUUAAUAACUUGCGCCAUAGUUAAAGUACUUAUAACAUUGGCGCAAGUUGGUAACGAGUAAAGUACUUAUAAUGUCUCUCCCUGGUAGAUAAAUACGAUACGAAUGUCUGGUUAAUAAUUGGGACUUUGUAAUAUUAAUUAAUGCGUUUUUUUUCUCUCUCUGGAGUAUAAAAUGACUUCUCAGAACUGAUCUACAUAAAUACAUGCAUAAAUUAAUUAAGGAUAUAAAGAUAAAUGUGCCUCCUAUGCUUUCACCAAUUUAACUUAACAACGAGCUCAUGCAAAUAAAAACAAAAAAGUUACGCCACUACCACAAGAG
Messenger RNA from Folsomia candida, 5824 nucleotides. RefSeq lists its product as uncharacterized. The coding region runs from base 405 to 5309 and encodes 1634 amino acids. The record is from RefSeq and is a predicted model, not a curated record. NCBI's taxonomy places the organism in Eukaryota, Metazoa, Arthropoda, Collembola, Entomobryomorpha, Isotomidae. The transcript is spliced from 6 exons.